ACUGCACCAACCACUACAACAACUGCUUCAACCACAACUACUCCUGCUCCUACCACAACUACUGCACCAACCACUACAACUACUACCCCAACAACAACAACUACUGCCCCAACCACAACUACUACUGCUCCAACUACAACGACUACUGCAUCAACGACCACUGCUCCAACCUCUACAACUACUGCUCCAACCACUACAACUACUACCCCAACUACAACGACUGCUCCAACCACAAAAACUACUGCAGCAACAACCACAACUACGGCUCCAACCACUACAACUACUGCCCCAACCACAACUGCCCUAACUACAACAACUACUGCUCCGACUACAACUACUGCCCCAACCACAACUACUGUACCAACCACAACUACUGCUUCAACCACAACUACUACUGCUCAAACUAUGACUACUGCAUCAACUACAACUGCUCCAACCACAACUACUGCUGCUCCAACCACUACAACUACUCCCCCAACCACUACAACGACUGCACCAACCACUACGACUGAUCCAACCACUACAAUGACUGCUCCAACCACAACAACUACUGCUACAACCACAACAACUACUGCCCCAACUACGACAACUACUGCUCCAACCACAACUACAACUGCCCCAACCACAACAACUACUGCACCAACCACU
Messenger RNA from Solea solea (common sole), 648 nucleotides. RefSeq names its product integumentary mucin A.1-like. The record is from RefSeq and is a predicted model, not a curated record. The annotation marks the transcript as partial. Lineage: Eukaryota; Metazoa; Chordata; Actinopteri; Pleuronectiformes; Soleidae. The transcript has a single exon.